Molecule: messenger RNA, 942 nt
Organism: Gymnodraco acuticeps
Lineage: Eukaryota; Metazoa; Chordata; Actinopteri; Perciformes; Bathydraconidae
Product: regulator of G-protein signaling 5-like
Exons: 5
Coding region: 139-690 (183 amino acids)
Source: RefSeq, a predicted model, not a curated record
CCUAAGCCCAAAGAGUGUCCAUAUAAAACUCCCCAUGAGCUGAAAGCCAGACUCAGACAGCAAAAGACAAUCUGAGACUAACAGGAGCUAACAAGAAGAUCGAAUUUACUUAAAUACUGCAACUGAGAGCGCCGGAAAAUGUGUAGAGGAUUAGCUGCCUUGCCCCAAACCUGCCUGGAGAGGGCGAAGGAGAUCAAGUUAAAAUUGGGCGUUUUACUGCAAAAGCCUGAAAAUGCCAUUGACCUCAUCAUCCCCUACCCUGAGAAGACUGAGAAAAAGCCGGAGAAGCAGCAGAAGCCGACUCCUGAUGAGGCUGCUCAGUGGCGUGAGGGUCUGGACAGAGUCCUGAACAACAGCUAUGGUGUUUCUGCUUUCCGCAGCUUCCUCCAGUCUGAGUUCAGUGACGAGAAUGUUGAGUUCUGGGUGACCUGCGAGGACUUCAAGAAGAUCAAGAACCCCGUGAAGAUGGCAGCCAAGGCCAAGAAGAUCUACGAAGACUUCAUCCAGUCUGAGGGGCCAAGAGAGGUGAAUAUUGACCACUUCACCAAGGAUGUGACCCUGAGGAACCUGGUGGAUCUGUCCCCUGCGACCUUUGACCUGGCCCAGAAGAGGAUCUUCGCCCUGAUGGAGAAAGACUCCUUCGGGCGUUUCCUCCGCUCUGAGCAGUUCCAAGAGCUCCUGGUCAACUAAGCCGGAGCAGUUCAUGCAGGAUGGGGGGUUGGGUUUCAAACAGCAGUCAGUAAACAUGAAAAUAAUUAGAAACACAUUUGUUGGAUUAAAUAUGUUUAAUCUGCUUCUAUUUGAACCUACAAUUGAAAUUUCUAUUUUUAGAAAAAAACAGUUCAAAACAUAAUUAUAAUUUAUAAUUUGAGUGUAACUAAAGGGAGAGACUGCUUUUUGUAAUAGCCCUACCUCCCCAACACACACACACACACACACACA